AUGAGGAAAUUUUCCAAAGAUGUCCCAAAAGUUCAAAUUUGUAGAGUUGUGCCCUCAUCCAAGAGACGAGCAAUCUUCGAAGAGGCAAAUGCGGCAUUGUUGGCGGGACAUUUUAGCAUGAAAAAGCUAGUGAAGCAGCUGUCGAAGCGAGAUGGGCUGACGACUGACGGAAAUCGCUAUAUGACUUCAGCUUGUGGACGAACUUUUGAAAGCUUGCAAGGUGCAUACGCUAUCGCCCUCAAAAAGUGUUGGUGUAGUCAAGGGAGUAUUCUUCGCAAACGUGCAGUCGCUGAGGAAGCCUCAGCCAAAUACAUAACUUAUCUGAUCAUGGGAGGCGAGUGUGAUAACGAAUGA
This is a messenger RNA of Cooperia oncophora, 354 nucleotides long. Lineage: Eukaryota; Metazoa; Nematoda; Chromadorea; Rhabditida; Trichostrongylidae. The record is from the annotation of a GenBank genome assembly.